AUGUUGGCGGCUCUGUAUCAGACUGUGGAGGCUGCUUGGGUGGAAGGCCGACUGGAAAACGUGCUGCAACGCCAAAAAGAACUUGCUGCUCUUCAUUCCAGUGUAAAGAGCUGCCAGACGGAUUUGAUUGCUGCUCUUUGCCUAGAUCCUUUGGUCACCAAUGCAAGCGCCUCUGAGGAACUCAAGCUCUCCCUGGAUGCAAUCCAGCAACUGUAUGAGAGCCUAGAUUUCCCUUCAACACUCGCCAGGGAGAGAUCCAUCCAAGCCGGACGAUCGUCUUCCAGUGGCCUCAUGCCUCUAGGCCCUACUUUAAUACAAGCGUCGCCGUCAUGCCCUCUUUCAUCGGUGAUACUCCCCCUGGCCGCUGCUAUCGCUGCUGGGAGUUGUUGUCUAGUCCUUAGCGCCACUGUGCCUCUCCGCUUGGAAUUAAAUAAGAUCAUCAGGUCUAGCUUAGACCAGGAGGCAGUUAGCGUGGCUGCUCAAGACACAAUUGACGCAGACGAUCUAGCCCGGUUUCAUUUCGGGGUGGCGGUUCUCCAGGACUCUGCCACUGCUCACAGUGUUGCCGCCGCAUUACGCAGACGCAAUCCCACUGCGCGAGUCCACGUUGCCCCUUCUGGCCUCCCUGCCAUAUUUGUUGAUCGCAGUGUGGCGGAUGUGGAUGUGGUAGCCAGCUGGCUUGGCCGGACCAUCACGCAGAAUCCCCGUCAACGCCCAGGCCGGGUGCCACGCCUCUGCUUUGUGGACGAAUUCGUCAUUGAGCGUCUAGCAACGCAGGUUCAACGUGAAUAUCCGGGCUUGGAGGAGGCUCAAAACCCGAUGCUAGAUAUGUCCAUCAAGCAGGAUAUAGCCGACCUCUUGUCGCGGACAUUCCCAUCGCUACAGCGGAAGUCUAUCCUAUGUAGCCCACGCAAGGUGCCUGCCUUAUUAUCGCUGGAGCGCACUGACCCCGUGAACUAUGAGACAAUCAACCAGGUUGCAGACCUGGUCACCACACAUUAUCCCGGCAUGAUUCUAGUUCCUACUACAAGCCUGGACCAUGGCAUCGAUUUGUGGAAUAAAGUAAACCAAGGCAAGAUCGCGCAGGCGACCUAUCUCUUCAGCGCUAGCAGGGAGGCAUUCUACCUCUCUCAGUCUCUGAACUCGGAGCAUUUCUUUGUCAAUCACAUUCCAACACGGUCAUUUGUCAUGGUCGCACCCACCUCCGACCAUGAAUCUUACGAGCUGCCGUUCCGAACUGAGAACUUUUCACGGAACAAGGCAAUCUCACAGAUACCUCUCCGGGAACCGGAAAGGGUGAUUCUGCCUUGGCAAUCUCGCCGUGGCCAUCUUAAUUCGAAGAAGAUCUCUCAGCCGGUUGGGGGCCAGGUUUCGUAUUUCGAGCAAGGUCUGCUUGUUGGCUUGAGUGCGGCCGCACUGACUGCUUCAUGCAUUGCCUAUCUUCUUGCACAAGGGGUGAAAUACUACACCCGCUAG
Messenger RNA from Aspergillus alliaceus, 1476 nucleotides. RefSeq lists its product as uncharacterized. Gene Ontology annotation, molecular function: oxidoreductase activity, acting on the aldehyde or oxo group of donors, NAD or NADP as acceptor. NCBI's taxonomy places the organism in Eukaryota, Fungi, Ascomycota, Eurotiomycetes, Eurotiales, Aspergillaceae. Bases 1 to 1476 code for a protein of 491 amino acids. The record is from RefSeq and is a predicted model, not a curated record. The transcript has 5 exons.